Molecule: messenger RNA, 1206 nt
Organism: Penicillium brevicompactum
Lineage: Eukaryota; Fungi; Ascomycota; Eurotiomycetes; Eurotiales; Aspergillaceae
Product: cytochrome b5 reductase family protein
Exons: 1
Coding region: 1-1206 (401 amino acids)
Molecular function (GO): oxidoreductase activity
Source: RefSeq, a predicted model, not a curated record
AUGCACCGCUUACCAUGUAGGAACAGCCUCAGAGCUGUCGCUCAACUCCGCUACUCUUCUACAGCUUCCACACCUGCAACACCAUCUACACCUACCUCAAAGUCCUCAAAGUCCCGCUGGCUCGGUUUCCUCUUCGUCGGCGCAUCCGCUGCCGCUGCAGGCAUCUACGUCCGCCAAAGCAAUGACUCCACAGCCCUCAACCAAGAAACAUUUACCAAAUAUAGUCUGGUAUCCCGCGAGCCCGUGUCAACCACAAGCAGUCUGUUCACCUUGCGCCCGCGCCGAUUCAGCGAAUUCAAUUACGAUGUCUACGAAGAAGCUUGGUCGACGGGCGUCUGGAGCGUGAUGUUCAAGCAGCCCCAGUUACAGAUUGGACGCGAUUAUACCCCAUUACCGACCACCGCCGCAACGGGAUUGACCGUCGAAGACGAGAACGAGGGUUGCUUGCGCUUCUUCAUUCGGAAGGACCCUUUCGGCGAGGUUUCGCGCUAUCUGCACACGAUUGAGGUCGGCGCCGACGUUGAGCUGCGAGGACCGAAGAUUGAGUGCGCCAUACCGAAGGAGACAGAGGAGAUCUUGUUCAUCGCGGGUGGCACAGGGAUUGCGCCGGCUCUGCAAGCCGGGUAUUCUCUGCUGAGUCGAGGCGGGAAUGGCAGGAUUCACAUUUUGUGGGCGAACAGACUGAAAGAUGACUGUGCUGGUGGACAGAAUGAUUCGUUGAAUCCACCACCGAAGCAGGGUUGGUUGUCUGGCUGGUUUGGAGGCAAAAGCGAGGCCCCCAAGAUCGUGCCUGUGAGGGAUGAAGAUCGGUCUCUCAUUGUGCGAGAGCUGGAGGCACUCAAGUCCCAGUAUCCUGGGCAGGUCACCGUGGAUUACUAUCUGGACGAGGAAAACACGUUCAUUGGGAAAGAGGCCGUUCGCGCCUCGAUCGACUCGUCCAGUGAUCGCAAGAGCAAGCUAAUCUUGGUCUCGGGCCCCGAGGGGUUCAUCAGCUAUAUGGCCGGGCCAAAGCUGUGGGCUCAGGGUCAGGAGCUUCAGGGCCCUCUGAAUGGAAUCAUCCGAGAGCUGGACCUCAAAGAUUGGGGGGGUUUGGAAGCUCUAGAAUGUAACAUAUGUCUUUUUUGCUUUUCUGCAUAUAGCAUGUAUAACCAAACUCACAGGGGAGUCCAGCGUGUUUCUACCUCAUGGAAAAUUGACACUUCAUGA